GCGCGCGCUCGUACGCACGCGCGCUCUCUCUCUCACUCUCUCUCUCUCACUCUCUCACACGCACACACAUACGCACACACACACACACACACACACACGCGCGCGUGCGCGCGCUCACGCACACGCGCACACACAGUCAGGCGCUCGCGCGGUCCCUACACGCAGCCUGACGCAUAAACGCUCCGCCGCCGCCGCCGGUACCUUCCUGAUCACUACAAUGGACCUAUUCGAGCUGGACUUCUUCAGGGAGUGGGAGCUGGAGCAGCAAUGCCAUUAUGAGCAGGACCGUUCAGCGCUGAAGAAGAAGGAAUGGGAGCGUCGCACACAGGAAGUGCAGCAGGAUGAAGAUUUGUUCUCCACCGGCUUCAAUCUGUUCGGUGAGCCGUACAAGACCAACAAAGGUGAUGCCCUGGCCAACCGAGUCCAGAACACAUUGGGUAACUAUGACGAGAUGAAGGAACUCUUGACCAGCCAUUCCAACCAAAGCCACUUGGUGGGCAUCCCUAAGAACUCAGUUCCCCAGACCCCAGUGGAGAAAACGGACCAGCCCAGCUUCUUCACCGAAGCUCAGCGUGGCAGAGCCACUUCAUCCCAGCCAGCGAACCACACAACUUCCAUGCCUCCUCCACCUACCACCAACAUGGCAGGGCCCAGCAUCCUCCACGGGCAUCAGGGCACCAAAAAGUCCCGUUCCUCUGACUGGUCCCGAGGAGCACAUGGUUCGGGCAGCAGCCAGGCAGCUCAGGCUGCCAGCCGGGGAAAGCAGAGCUCCAGUGGGCAUGAACAGGAACAGGGUGACUCGAGCCCUGGCACUUCGUCCACUUCCACACACCCCAGCAGGAGGCAUGGGCAGCCAGCCAAGGUGCCAACUGUCGCCAGCUCACCCUGCGAGCAAGACUCAGGGUCACCUGUGGCCUCUACUUCUCUGGUGCCCGGUGGUCUGUCCACACCAACAUUCCCCCAGGGCCUGCACUGCAAGCCCAGCAGCGUAGGACAGCAGAAACCCACAGCCUAUGUCCGGCCCAUGGACGGCCAGGACCAGGCACCCAAUGACUCUCCUGAGCUCAAGCCUACUCUGGAAAUCACGGAUGGAUAUGGUGGAACGCCAUUUACAAGCCUGAUGGAUGGCAAAGGCGGCACAGUGGGGAGCAAGGGCAAACUUCCCAAGCUGACUCUCCCUCAAUCAGGGGAGGUCAGUCUGCCCAAUGACUCCAGCUGUGUGGAGGAGAUUUUGCGGGAAAUGACCCAUUCCUGGCCUCCUCCCCUCACUGCCAUACACACACCAGGCAAAGCAGAACAGACCAAGUUUCCCAUUCCCAACAAGGACCCCCAACACGUAACACCAGCGUACAAUGGACAAAAGCGCUGCAACGUUCCUGGUAACAAGCCCUCGACCAAGCCAGUUCCACAGAAGUCAAUGCUGGAAGAUGACUUGAAGAUCAGCAGUGAUGAAGAAGACAAUGAACAGGCUGCAGAGAAACCCAAAACCAGGAGCACACCUCCAAACCUUCCAGGGCCCACACCACGGAGCAGUGAUCCAGGUGGCCACUCCAGCGGGGCUUCUGGGAGUUCCAGCGAAUCAGAAAGCAGCUCUGAGUCUGACUCUGACAGCGAGAGCAGUUCCAGUGACAGCGAAUGCAACCGAGCAUCCCGCGCCACUACACCAGAGCCUGAACCACCAUCAACAAACAAGUGGCAGCUGGAUAAAUGGUUGAACAAAGUCAACCCUCACAAUAAGCCCCUGGCCAACACACAGACAGAAAGCCAUGGAAUUAGAAGCUCUCAGCCUGAGGACGGCCAAGCUACAGAGAACCAAAGCUGUAGUAAGAGCAAGCCCAGUGCAGCUCUGGCACAAGCAGACCCCAAAGACCGGGCCUUGCUCAGUCCCAUCCGAGAAAAGGCCAAGCCUAAAACAGGCCAGAAAGGUCCUGAUGGUAAGGGUACCAAAGUGAAGGCCCCAGUUUCAGUUGAUCUGCCUCUUUCCAGGAGAAGCACAGGCAAGAAACAACCGAAGAAAGUCGAACAGUCCUCAAGCAGUGAGGAGCACAACUGGCCCAGACCUGUCAACUCCAGCACUACACCAAAGGAGAAAGAACCUCCACCUUUAGAACCACCCAAACCUAGAGGCAAGGCCCCAGGGGGCAAGACUGCCCCCAGAAAGGAACCCCGAUCCACUACAGUAACCACACCUGCUGCCCCCACCACCUCUGCUAUCAGCACAGCUCCAGACAAGAAGAAGCACAGAGGGCCUAGUAAGAUCAUCCCCAAGUCGAAGGAGUUUAUUGAAACAGAGUCGUCCUCAUCAGAGUGCCACUCGGACCCUGAGGAGCUUUCAAAAGUGCAUCUUCCCUGCCCUGGUCCUAGCAGCCUGAACUUUAAAUCCAAGGACUGUAACAGCAAUAUCCUGAGUGUCAGCAGUCUUGCCAGCACCAGCAGUACCUCCAUACCAGACCCAGCUGCCACUGACCUGCUGGAGGAGCCCCUGUUCUCCCCCAUCUCCAUGGUACAGAAUGAGCUGCUGUCACCACUGCGAGACUUUGAGGACAUUAAGUCCCUGUGGGUUAAGAUUGAGCUCAGUCUCCUGUCACGGAUUCCUGGGCAGGAUCCACCUGAGCCGCUCCCUACCAAGGCUGAGUGUCGAGAGACCAGCUUCAAGCACAGGAGACAGCAGUCACCCGCCUCCAUUCCAUCAGAGAAACCCACCAGCAAGUCAAAGAGGAAACACAAGUCAGAUCAUUGUGAGGUGUUGAGUGGGACGAAGAAGUUAAAACUGGAGAAAGAGGCCCUGCUCCUCCCUCCUUGUAUCUCUCCCAUCCACAACCACAAAGUCUCCAACACAAAAGACUCUUCAAAGAAGCAGCCGAGGAAGCUCCUUCCGCCGCUGCUCUCCCCGUUGUCGGACGAGCCCAUGGGUCGCCAACGAAGAAGCAGCGAGAGCAGUUCUCUCAGUAUGGAAGGAAGCACAGCUGUUCCCACAACCUUACCCCCAACACACUCCCUUCCACCUUCAUCCUCUUCGUCUUCGUCAUCCUCUUCGUCGUCUCACAAGCACCGCAAAGGAGAGAGCAAGUCUCACUCCAAAACCAGCAGCCAGGAGGAAGACAGCCAUGCAAAGACCUCCGGGGGUUUCCAUGCCAAUGGUCAGUCCGAAUCGAACACGUGGCCGAACCCUUCAGCUCUGUCUAUGGAGAAUAUGGAGCACAGGAGACCUAAACUCAUGUUCAACAACACUGUUCAUAAUGCGGACUACUACAUGCAGGAAGCCAAGAAACUAAAGCACAAAGCUGAUGCGCUGAUAGAGAAGUUUGGCAAAGCGGUCAAUUACGCAGACGGUGCACUCUCCUUCAUCGAAUGCGGCAAUGCUAUGGAACGAGACCCGUUAGAGGCCAAGUCGCCGUACACCAUGUACUCGGAAACUGUUGAGCUCAUUAGGUAUGCAAUGAGAUUAAAGAACUUCACCAGUCACUCAGCCACGCUGCCGGAGAAGAAAUUAGCGGUGCUGUGCAAUCGGUGUUUAUCCCUGCUGUACUUGCGGAUGUUCAAACUGAAAAAGGAUCAUGCGAUGAAGUAUUCACGCUCCUUGAUGGAGUACUUCAAGAAUUCGGCGAAAAGUUCUCAAGCACCUUCACCGUGGGGCUCCAAUGGAAAGACUACUGGAACACCAUCUCCCAUGUCCCUGAGUCCCUCCCCCAUCAGCUCGGUCAACAGCAACACCGGAGCCAUGCUUUCUUCCUCCUCGUCCUCUUCCUCAUCCUCGGGCAGUGUGGCCAUCCCGCAGCGCAUCCACCACAUGGCCGCCAGCCACGUCAAUAUCACCAACAACAUCCUGCGCAGCUAUGAGCACUGGGACACGGCCGACAAGCUGGCCCACGAGAGCCAAGAGUUCUUUCAGGAGUUGGACUCGGUGAUGGAGCCACUGACGCAGCACAGCAGCAUGACUGACCUGGUACGCUACAUCCGCCAAGGACUGCACUGGCUCCGCAUCGAGGCCCAUUUGUUAUAGUGCUGGAGCUUUUCACUGUGCUCUCUCUCUCUCUCUCUCUCUCUCUCUCUCUCUCUCUCUCUCUCUCCUGCUCUCCUUCUCUCUUUCUCUCACUCUUCCUGCCACUCCUUCCAUCACUUCCUCCUUCCACCAGCACUGCCGUCUCAGAGUCGCUCCUACGCAAACGGAGCUGAGGAACAAGUGGAACGUGAGGUGCUGUAUGAUUAUUCAUGGAGAUCUAGAGCACUUUGGGAAGGACUGCAAAAACUGUCAUUGUGUUCUGAACAGAAAAAAAAGAAAAAAGAAAAUACGCUUCUGCUUGCAGCUGUUACAGAGGACACAGGAUGUCAUGUGACUCGACCAGGCAGAUUGUUGAGACGGGACAGUAUCUUAGUUUUUGAAUCUGCUCUCUCGUUUUGUACAGUGUACAUUAUUUCCUAUAAAGUGAAAGGAAGGGGCAAACAGGUGCCCGGUGUGCAAUCCUUCUCUAUGUCAGUAUUGUUUCUUUGUAUUACAUGUCGAUGGCUUUAUAAAAACGAUUGUGAAGGACUGAGGUGGGGUCAAAGGAGUAGCAAAAAAAAAAAAAAAAGGAGUCGAAAGAGAUCCAUCUUUUAGAGGAAAACUCCACCCUGUUAAUAUUUAUAAUUAACAUGUGAUCUUCAAUGAUGUCAAAUAUUUAUUUUGCAAUGUCUCUUAUUGACAUUGAAACUAAAAUGGUCUUGGAAGGUUUAUUGCAUUACCCAAAAUACCGUUUGACUACCUGCAGAUAUUGGUGCCAGUGAAAAAGGAGCUCCAUAUAAAGAGUGUGCUGCGGCGGCACUUUAGUCCUUUAGUCUGUUUUCUCCACUCCUUCUACAUUGGAUUUCUCAUUAAUACGACAUGAAAGAUGGCUGAAAAAUUUCUUGCUCUUUUGUAUUUCUGAGAAAUAUGAAGGGUUUUUUUUUUUACCCCCUCCUAUAUUAAACGCCAUUGUAGCCACACUAGCGGUGUCCUCAUGUGACAUCCACUUAGCACAACUGCUAACACGCCAGCUCACAGUUCUCACAGGAAUAACCAAAAUAAAAACGUCAACAAACGCCAACCAACAAAUUAGCACUAGCUAAACACAUCAGAAAUAUGUUGAAAUAAGUCAAUGAAAUGUGCUUCAGGGUGGAUUUUUCCUUUGAAGUGCACCUAUUAUGGGUUUGAAACGUGCCUAAUUUUGUUUAAACUUUAACGUGCUCAUAAUUUAAACUGCAGCAUUACCUUUUUUUCCACCCCAGUGUCACAAACGACUCGUUCAAUGAUUCGUUCUAAAUGAAUCUUUCUAAACUCCUCCUUUCAUAGAGCAUACUCUGCUCUGAUUGGGCAGAUGUCCCAGUCUGUUGUGAUUGAUCUACUGCUGUCAGCGAGCAGCCGAUGAAGAUCAUGAGGCGGGGCUUUUUGUUACAAACCUACGUAGGUUCGUACAGGAAGUAAAGUCUGGAAUCACUAACGACUCGUUUCAGCUGUUCAGAAUCGCUUCCUUCUUUCGGGAGUCGAUAACUCCGUUUGUCGUCCGCUUUGAUCUUUGAAACUUUGCAGACUGUUUUUUUACAUUCACAAACAGCUCUAUAACACACUACAUGUACGGUAAUAUUUGAAAAACCAUAAUAGGUGCAUUUUAAAUUCCCCUUAUUAAAUGUAACUUUCUUCAGUGCCAUGAUAAUGAUUCAUAUGUAACACUCACGUUGGCUUUAUUCCAAAUCUGAUUAUUCAAAGGGGACCACGUGUUUAAAAAUUGUCCGAGAGUGUUUAACGGACGUACAGUUGACUUCUCAGCACGCACACACACACACACACACACACACACACACACACACAAAAACACACAUGCAGCGUCUCUUUGACUCAACAGCUCUUUUAUCUUUCCAAUAUGUACCAUACUGACUGUGUUCUAUAUGCCGACUCUUUUACUAUUCGAUGUUUGCAUGUUCACAGAGAGUGUUAUUAGAUAGUUUUGAGAGAGUCCAAACAUCAUUAACAAUUAUUCAGAAUUCUGUGCUGUUUUUUUUAUUAUUUAUUCCUAUUUUAUUAUGUCACAUCUUGUCGAUUUUCCUGGACAGGCAGCUUUCAAAUCAGCUCUGUUGUUUUUACCUACAAAGAGUUUAGUGCCUAUGGUAGUUAAAAAAUGCCCCCCCCCCCCCCCCCAAUUCCCCCCAAAACAAAAUUUGACUUGUAAACCUGUAGCUCACAAAUUGAAUUUCUUUCUUUCUUUCUUUCUUAUUAAGCAGUGGACUCUUUAUUGCCUGUACUUUACUGUUUGUUAUCAGUAGUACACUGUUGACAUGCUGUCAGUGAGAUGUUUCUCCAUGCUCUUCUGUUCCGAUUUGUCAGCGUAGGCGUGUGUGAACGUGUGAAAGGUGCGCGUGAACGGAUGACCGUGCUCAGAUUCUCGGCGCCAGCAUCAGUUCCAUUAAGCUUAUAGGUUACACCGAGAGUCUUGACGUGAGCGAGAGAGAGAGAGAGAGAGAGAGAGAGAGAAAGUGUGUGUAUGUGUGUGUGGGCGUGAAAAGUGAAUUUCACCAAGAAUAUACAAAAGUGCCUGCAUAUGCAAUGAGAAUUUAUUAGAGUCUAUAUUUAAGAACGAGAAUGAAUUGAAAAAUCUUUCCAUACCAUAUUGGUAUAUUUGAUUUUUUUUGUUUCUUUUUCAUACGACCACAAUUAUUUAUUUGUGUGCUUUAUACUAGCGAUGGUGAUAUCUUGUCCAAUGUUGCGAUAAUGACAUUGAAACUUUUCUGAUCUCAUUUAUGCUCUGAUGAUGCUAGAAAAUGUCUCGAUGAAACAUUUACCCCAAUAUAAAUACGUAUGUAAAGGUUUUCCAUCAGUCAGACCAAACAUUUAAAAACAGACAAAUACUGUCAAAACCAAACGCUACCCCAGCAGCACUCUUUAAUGUCUUACUCUCUUUAAAUUCUCACUAGAUUGUUUUUUUUCCCCUUCAAACCCGCCUCUGCUGAACAUUCACGGGAAAAUUACGAGCGUUAAAUCAACAGCCAAAGUGUGCAAGUGAGAUCAGUGUAAAUAUUCAGUAUAUAUUGGAGGCGGUUUAAAGGCGGAGGCGUUCGUUUAUCCCUCGCGAUUUUACUGUUUGUGUAUCUUUAUAAGGAGCUGUACGUUUUCUCACACAGCAAUCCACAAAUCCACGUACAGUGCAAUAUAAACACAAGCGAUUCAUCUUAAUAAUCUCAAAAUAGCUCCCCAUAAACAUUCGUUUUAUCACGGGAGCACUUCAGAACACUGACUCACUUGUUUUCCUGCUCUUGCAAACAUUUGAUAAGCUCCAGAGUAAUUUGAAAUAUAUACAGUUAUAUAUUUAUUGAUGAAUGACAUCAUAUUUUGUUUAGUUUUUUUUUUUUUGGUGAUGUUUAAUAUUAUGGAACUGUUAUCACUUGUUAGGGCAGUUUCUGUAUAAAAUCACAACGGCCUCUAUUAUUUCUUUCUCUUAAGGUUAACAGUUUCAGUUUUCUUCCCAAUUAAUUAAUUGUAACAGUCUAAUGCAUUAAAUUUGCUCUGUCCCAAGCUCUUUUUCCCUCGUAUAUCCCUCUUGUAAUUUGCGUCUAUUUCGUGGAACAUCCACAAAACAAGUCACUUCCUGUUAUCACUUAUACACGUGUAGCAGUGUAUAUAGGGUUAUAUUUUUUUUUUACUCUUGGGGUUAAUAAGCCUAAAUAAUGUAGCUCGUCACGUUACCCAGAAAGUAAGAAUAAAAAUUUAAUUCAUUCACUUGAUGAUGUGCAGCAAUCUCACUAGUGGUCUCCCUGAAUAAAGCGUACAUUUGUUUUUGGCAUAAAAUGCAGCUACAUUUUGACAUUUGGUCUGUUUUGGGAAACUUUACUUCGAAGACUGAUUAUAAUCACACCCCUGAAGGUUACAUGCCCAUAAUAGUUGCCCACUAUGGAGCUUAAAAGCUGACUGAAAUAUUUGAAUAUGAAUUUCAUUGAUCAGAAUUAUAUACAAGUCAUAUUAAAUAAAAUACUUCUUUUUCCUGUGGUAUAGUUAAUAAAUGGACACUUUUGCUAAUGUUCUUUCUUCGUUUUGAGGUAACAUUGCAUUGAAAAACAUAUAAUCGCACACUACAGGUUAUUGUUUUGAGAUUUUGAGAAAAUCAGAACAUAUAGAUAUUGCGUACUUUGGUCAAAAUCGAAUCAUUAAGUGAAGUCAUUUGAAGCGAUGCAACAUGGAGUAGAACAUUAAUACAUUAAAUGCAUCAAAAGUUUUUGUCCUAUUCAAAUACCUAAAUUCCUAUUAAGCAUCUAAGUUUGACUUGCUAGCAAGUUAAUGUUAGCAUUGCCUAACUAGCUAGAACGUUACAUAGAUAGUUACACCAGGCAUAUACUAAGGCUACAUCCACUUUAAUCUGGAUAAAUUUGAAAACGCAUCUUUUUCGCUAGGUUUUGGCCUUCCGGAGUUUUUGUCUUGCGUAAAUGGAGCAUUUCGAAAACACUCUCUCAAGUGGAUAAAUUUGCAAACACCAUUUUUUGCGUUGUAGAGUAGACUGAAAAAACGGAGAUGUUUAAGAACAAUGACAUAUUUUUAGUCACGUAAUGCAGUCACAUCACCCAUUCAACUCAAAAGCUAACAAGAUGGUGGAUGAUGCUGUACAAGAGCAUCUGUACAUUUAAAAAAAACUUGUGUAUUUCGUUGCCAUUGCCGCAUCAAUACAAAGACAGGGAAAGUAAAUAAGCGCUGGAGGGAAAUUACGCAUGACGAAGCUACGCAUGCACAGUAUAGGGAUGGAAGCCUUUUCAGACGUUUCAGUGUGGACGAGCAAUUUUUUGAAUACUUGGGGAAAAAACGUUUUUAAUAGGAAAAUGCAAUUUUCAGGUCUAUCUGGACUAAUGUGGAUGUCGCCUGAGCCUCAUGUUAACAUCACUGUAGAAAACUAGCUACUCGUGUAGAACAUUAAAUAAAAAGUCAAAAGCACACGUUUUUCCCUGUGAAUCUCGGGUGCUUCACUUUUGCCAAAUUUACAUAAAAUCUGCAUUUUUUGAGAUACCAACAGUUCCAAAGAUAGAAAAAUUAUUGGCCCAAGUUGCGUAUCAGAAAAGCAUUUGUCCUGUUGUGAGGAGAUCGUUUGAAUCCUGAUGAUUCCACAGCCAUCUGUGGGAGGAAAUUGGCUGUCCGUGCGGUGUGGAUGGUGUAUCACAGUGGCACAUCUGUGAGCUCAUUGACCAGUCCCUCCAGGAUUUCGUGAUUUUGCGAUCGCAGAAAUGAAAACAAAAUCAAGCAAACUCUGCAAUAUUGAGAGGAGCUUGCAAUUUUUCAAAAUGACCGCAGAUUUUCCACAGAUUUGUGCGAAGACGUAUCAUGUGACAUCAUCACGACGUGCAUUCAGCCCUCUUCUAACAUGAGUACAGCUGAAAGGUCUCAUUCACUGACAAACAUCACCGUGAAAGACCGUGUAAAAUAUUUCGUGCGAUUGCACUUUCACAAAUUCAAGAAGUUUUCUGCGGAAAAAAGCACAAAAAACUUGCAUCGCAAAUGUUGAAAAAAAGCCGCAACAAUAAUCAAGCGUUUUCGGCUGCGAGAAUCACAAUCCUGUACGGACUGAUUCGUGCGGAAGAGGGCAGAUAGCACCCCUCCCAUCCUGGUUGGUAGCUGGUGUGUGAUAGAGGUGAGCUGGCUGGUGGGCGGGAAUUGGCAGGUGGCCAGAUUGGGACAAAACGUUAAACAGAAAAAAAAGAAGAAUUUUCUUUAUAUACAAAAUUCAUAUUCAAAUACUUUGUGUCAUCUUCCAUGCUCCAUAGACUACGUGUUCUCUAAUGUCGAUGAAUGAAUUUUGGAAUAAACCUUUCACAAAUUCUCCAAAAUAUUUAUUCAGUGCUUAUUAUAAAGCAAACGUAUAAAAUAAAAAUAAAAAAAGCAGUGCUGGCUUUUUAUCGACAAUAAAUGAUUGAGGUAAUUUAUUUAUUUAACCUACAGUGGUUUAGAGGCCAGUUUCUAACCUCAUCAGAAGUAUUUUUGUACAUAUACAUUUUUUACGUGAACGUCAAUCACGAUGCCUUGAGACUAAAGGAAGCAUGUAAGGAAAAACAUGGAGCAGUUAGUCCCGGUCUUGUUCAGUCUCGUUUUGUCUCCUUAUGUACAGUACAGAGUGGUGCUCCAUCAUUUGUGUGUUUGGUGUUAAACCUUGUUGUCAGACCGAGGUGUUGCGUUUGACCUUACUCAAUCUGUUGCCUUGAAACGUUUGCAGAUUUACAUAAGCUCUUAUCCGCUGUGGUUUAUUAUUCAGAAACCCUCCUGCUACUUCAUUACGUUUCAAUUCAGUUUAUUUCAAGCACCAUUUGGAGUGUGUUUUUCUUCCGUUUCUGUAAAGCCGUGUGUACAGCUUAUCAACGCUAAAGGGAUUUCUGACAAAACAGAACAAAUUUGCGUUACUUUGCUUCCUGUUUUAAAGGGAUUGUUUGACAUUUUUCCACACAAUAUAUUCAUCAAGUUCAUCUUUGCGUGUGCAGUUAUGACAGUUUCUGAGCUUACAGUAGCAUAUUGAAAGGAAGCCUAGAGGAGCUCAUGAUAAAUACAUUUUUAAAAAUCAUUUUCCAUUGAAUAUUGCAUUCAUUUGUUAAUUUUUAUGUAUCAAUAAAAAUUCCAUCAUUUUUCUUGUAGUAUCUCUAUUAUGUAUUUCCAACAUUUUCCUACAUGUGAUUAGCAGGAUAAAAAAUGUUUAGUUCAAUUGUAAAUGUUUCUACAACUGUAUAAAAAUAAACUUAGAAACUGUUUUUUGUUUUGUUUUGUUUUGUUUUUUUAAAAUCUGUGUAAUCAUUAUGUAUGGAUUCAGCUCAGCCUCACAUGUAUAAGGGUCUGCACUUUUUCAUUAUGUUAAUCGUUAUUAACACUGCAGGAGGGGGGGGGAAGCGAGUGCAGAUGAAAACCUCUGAUUCUGGAUUCAAUAGAAAGAAAUUUGAACAAAAAAAUGUUGAACCAUCCCUUUAAUGUGAAAAUUAUUAAUGCCCAUGGAAUGAACCAAACAUAUAAUAAAGUCAGUGUGUGUCAGAAACUGGAGCGUGAAACCCCGGAUUUUAAUAGCUUUUGGGAAAAUCAAAACUGGAGCAGUUUUCCAAAGAGAUGUGGUUUAUAAUGUGGCCACAUUGAAAAUACAGGACAAUGUGUGUUAUCUUUUUUAAAGUUGUACUUAAUCCAAAAGAUGUUGAUAUAUAUAUAUAUAUAUAUAUAUAUAUAUAUAUAUAUAUAUAUAUAUAUAUAUAUAUAUAUAUGAAAUAUGUGUAGGUUUUCUACUUAGGACCACCACAUGUACCAUGUUGAACUCUUUCUAACGUUUAAAGUUGCCGCAAAAAUUUUAUGUCUUAAACCUACACCUAAAUAAAAGAAAUCCAUGAAGUGCUCCCGAUAUGAUUUGAUAUAAUGAAAGAGCACGGUUCCUAGUCCGACUAAAUAGCUUUUCAUUCUCAUUGGGGGUCCUGACUAUUUAAGCUGUACAAUUAAUGUACACAUUAACUCCAAUGACUGAAGAUAUCAAUGUUCUGGCAUGCUGUAGACUUUAGUCUUUCCUUUUUCUUGUUUUCUUUGAUUUUCUUUGUACAUAGCAGGGGCACCUGCACAUUUCUACAUGUAUAGUUGUAAGAAUUCAUUUUCAAAUGCGUUAUGUAUCAAAGAAUCUUCCUGCCUGGUUAGCUUUGUAUUUCAAAUGUGUUGCACAAGUUCAGCCUUUUGUUUUGCUUUUUUUCUUUGUUUUUUUUUAUUCUUAUUCUCUUUUUUUUGCCUAUUGUAUGUUUAUUUUAUAAUAAAAUUGAUAAAUGUAAUAAACAAAAAAAAUGAGAUGUAGUUAUGCUGUUUUUAAAUGUUUAAUGUCUGUAUUUAAAAAAAAAAAAGCUGAAUAAAAAAUGGUAUAAGGCAAA
Molecule: messenger RNA, 11859 nt
Organism: Ictalurus punctatus (channel catfish)
Lineage: Eukaryota; Metazoa; Chordata; Actinopteri; Siluriformes; Ictaluridae
Gene: aff2
Product: AF4/FMR2 family, member 2
Exons: 21
Coding region: 218-4003 (1261 amino acids)
Biological process (GO): regulation of RNA splicing
Cellular component (GO): nucleus; nuclear speck
Molecular function (GO): G-quadruplex RNA binding
Source: RefSeq, a predicted model, not a curated record